Rhinolophus ferrumequinum (greater horseshoe bat) is the source of this 1289-nucleotide messenger RNA. Its product is annotated as cytochrome c. The coding region runs from base 155 to 472 and encodes 105 amino acids. The record is from RefSeq and is a predicted model, not a curated record. Lineage: Eukaryota; Metazoa; Chordata; Mammalia; Chiroptera; Rhinolophidae. Gene Ontology annotation, biological process: mitochondrial electron transport, cytochrome c to oxygen; mitochondrial electron transport, ubiquinol to cytochrome c. Gene Ontology annotation, cellular component: mitochondrial intermembrane space. The transcript has 3 exons. Gene Ontology annotation, molecular function: electron transfer activity; heme binding.
GCCGCACGUCGGGCCGCAAAAGGGCGGAGCGAGUUUGGUUGCACCAACACCGGUACUUAGGCUUGGACCGGCGUGUCCUUGGACUUAGAGAGCGGGACGUCCGGCUUGCGAGUGUGGGACUGCGUUUCGUGUCCAACGAAAGAGCGAUUUAAAAAUGGGUGAUGUUGAGAAGGGCAAGAAGAUUUUUGUGCAGAAGUGUGCCCAGUGCCAUACUGUGGAAAAGGGAGGCAAGCACAAGACUGGGCCAAAUCUCCAUGGUCUGUUUGGGCGAAAGACUGGUCAGGCCCCUGGAUUUUCUUACACGGAUGCCAACAAGAACAAAGGUAUCACCUGGGGAGAAGACACCUUGAUGGAGUAUUUGGAGAAUCCCAAGAAGUACAUCCCUGGAACAAAAAUGAUCUUCGCUGGCAUUAAGAAGACUGCAGAAAGGGCAGACUUGAUAGCGUAUCUCAAAAAAGCUACUAAGGAAUAAUAGUUGGCCACUGCCUUAUUUAUUACAAUACAGAAAUGUCUCAUGACAUUUUUUUUUAUGUGUACCAUAUUUAAAUUGAUCUCAUAUACCAGAAUUCAGAUCAUGAAUGGCGGAUAUUACAUUUCUUUUGGGCAGUCCUAAUUCAAAUAAGAUUGGCUUGUGGUUAAAUGGAUAUGAUCAGCUUUUUGAACGUGAUGGUAAUUUCGGGUCAGCAAGUCCUAUUACUGUUUUCCCCCUUCUAAAACUAUGAUGGGAUGUGUCAUGUUCAACUUUUCACAGAGAUGGUAAAUGCCAUCUUCAAAUCUAUAGGAGUUUUGAAAUGGAGUUUUAUAUUUAGAUUUGUAUAACUGGUUAUAUUAAUAUGUUAAAUACUGAGGAAGUCCCUUCACUGUCUUAUAAAACAGCCAGACUCAAUUCUGUUUCAAGUGUUCAUUAGCCUGUUAAAAGGCAAGGGCUGAAGAUAAGGUGGCAGUGCUCACUUUAUCUUUUUGGUCCUAAUUAUGCCAAUUUAAUUAAAAUCCCGUGUAUCUAAACCGUUGCCUUUUAUGUAACGAAAGGCAUUUUAAUUUGGUUUAUGUAUAAUACAAAUAAAAAAAAUUUAACACUUCUCACAUUUUAUCGAUAAUCUAUAAGGUCAUAUGCUUUUAAAAUUCAGUGUGAAAAGAUAUAGUAGCAAUCUUUGUGAGUUCUUUACUAAGUCAGACUAACAAGUUAGGAUUGUCUUUUAAACAGCUAUUCAAAAACACAACUGUAGAACUGUAUGUGUAUGAUUGGUAAUGGUGCUUUUGCCAUCUCACUAGAAGGAUUAGAAAAUAGA